AUGUCCGCAGAAGAUAUUCCUGAGUUUGCUGUCAUGAUACCAAGUUCGCGAAUUUUUGCUAGACCCAAAAAAUUGCAUAUGGCAACAUUGAAUGACUUGUUGGACUCGGCUGAGAAAAGAUUAUUGGGCUGCAGAGACAAAGAGGUUUGCCAGUUGGGUUUCGGUUUUCAGAGACAAAGAGGUUUGCCAGUUGGGUUUCGAUUUUCAGGUAUAUUGGCCGGUAGUUUAGUGUUUCUGUCAACUGUUGAUCUUGACCAAGAAAAUACAGAGGACGAGGGCAUCGAAAGGGGCCAACUUGGCCUAAACGCUGAGUCCUUUAGUUUAGUGUUUCUGUCAACUGUUGAUCUUGACCAAGAAAAUACAGAGGACGAGGGCAUCGAAAGGGGCCAACUUGGCCUAAACGCUGAGUCCUGUAAAUUUCUUGGUAUUUCAGCCGGAGAUGAGGUUAACAUAAAAGUGUUUGUUCCACCGUCAAAGGGACUUGAUUUGUCACACUUGAGGAUUGAGGUGGAUUUACUGGAUGGAAGUUCAACUCAUCAGCCGGUUCUAGCUUCCAACUUGGUGAUAGAAUUUGUGAAAACAUUUAAAAAGCAGAUUUUUACUGAAUUUCAAAGCAUCUUGUUGAGAUAUGGCGGCAAUAUCUAUCACUGCACGGUUGCUGAGGAGAAAAAUUCCCCUGCCCCAAAGCGAGGGAUGCUCCGCAAGACAACAAAAGUGAUUGUGGAGGUUUCUAGUUCUAUGAGCGGACAGGUCAUUGGAGCCGAAAUAAUUAAGAGCAUUUUUCGUGAUGGUUUCGACAUGACUUCUCUGGAACAAGAGCUGAUAUCUCUAAACAUAGGGGGGAUGACCUCACAGAUCCGUGAAAUUGUUCGCCUUGCAUUUGGCUCCCGAAUGGUAUCACCCGCCACUGCAAAGAAGUUGAAUCUAAAGCACAUAAAAGGGAUGCUGCUGUAUGGUCCACCAGGCUCUGGGAAAACAUUGAUUGCUCGAAGUAUUUGCAAGUUACUAAAUGCAAAAGAGCCCCUGAUUGUACGUGGACCAGAAAUCACACAAGAAUUGUAUGGUGCAUCUGAGAGGCAUAUAAGGGCACUAUUUGAUGCUGCUGAGAAAGAUGAAAAACAAUAUGGUUCUAAAAGUGACUUGCAUGUCAUUAUUUUUGAUGAGAUAGAUUCCAUUGGAAAGAAAAGAGGAGCAGCUGCUGGAUCCUUCCAACAUGAUGAUAAGAUUGUGAAUCAAUUGUUAACGAUGAUUGAUGGCACAACAGAACUGAACAACAUCUUUAUUAUUGCGACAACAAACCGAAAGGACCUCCUCGAUGAAGCCCUCCUUAGGUUGAAUCUAAAGCACAUAAAAGGGAUGCUGCUGUAUGGUCCACCAGGCUCUGGGAAAACAUUGAUUGCUCGAAGUAUUUGCAAGUUACUAAAUGCAAAAGAGCCCCUGAUUGUACGUGGACCAGAAAUCACACAAGAAUUGUAUGGUGCAUCUGAGAGGCAUAUAAGGGCACUAUUUGAUGCUGCUGAGAAAGAUGAAAAACAAUAUGGUUCUAAAAGUGACUUGCAUGUCAUUAUUUUUGAUGAGAUAGAUUCCAUUGGAAAGAAAAGAGGAGCAGCUGCUGGAUCCUUCCAACAUGAUGAUAAGAUUGUGAAUCAAUUGUUAACGAUGAUUGAUGGCACAACAGAACUGAACAACAUCUUUAUUAUUGCGACAACAAACCGAAAGGACCUCCUCGAUGAAGCCCUCCUUAGGGAUGGUAGAAUCGAACUCCAUAUCAAGAUAGACUAUCCUGAUGAGCAAGGGCGCAAGCAAAUUUUGGAUGUUUGCACAAGGAAAUGGAAACAAGCUUCUCUCCUUGAUAUAGAUGUUGAUCUACAAGAAAUAGCUCGCAGGACCAUUGGAUAUAGUGGUGCUGCACUUGCAUCCCUUGUGACACGUUCCCAGUCGUAUGCUAAUGGAGAACAUCCGCAGUUGAGCUCCACCGAUAUACUAGAAUUUCUGAAGGUUGCCCACUCUUUAGCCAAAUUCAAGAAGAAAAUCGAGGCACAUCCACUUGCAGACCUUGCUUCUUUUGACGAGGAUAAGGCCAAGCUCAGUUGUUGA
Messenger RNA from Ilex paraguariensis (yerba mate), 2097 nucleotides. The record is from the annotation of a GenBank genome assembly. NCBI's taxonomy places the organism in Eukaryota, Viridiplantae, Streptophyta, Magnoliopsida, Aquifoliales, Aquifoliaceae.